AAACAAGAAGUUCAUGAAACCGAAUCAGGAGAACAUCACCAAGCCUUACCUUUGGCCAGGGAUCUAUGUGAUUAUGCUACAGAAGAGUCUUAUGAUAUUAGUAGCGUGUCUUGCUCAUAA
Messenger RNA from Diversispora eburnea, 120 nucleotides. The record is from the annotation of a GenBank genome assembly. Lineage: Eukaryota; Fungi; Glomeromycota; Glomeromycetes; Diversisporales; Diversisporaceae.